This is a messenger RNA of Castor canadensis (American beaver), 4369 nucleotides long. It is a transcript of the gene Mfhas1, whose product is annotated as multifunctional ROCO family signaling regulator 1. Lineage: Eukaryota; Metazoa; Chordata; Mammalia; Rodentia; Castoridae. Gene Ontology annotation, cellular component: cytoplasm. Gene Ontology annotation, molecular function: protein binding. The record is from RefSeq and is a predicted model, not a curated record.
CAAUCGCGCCCUCCCAGCGACGGGGACGCGGCGCUCGCUCUCCCGCCCGAGCCCCGGGGAGACCGAGACGAGGAGGCUUCGCCGCCCCCUCCUCGCCGCUGCGCCCCGGCCCUACGUCCGCAGCAUGCCGGCCGGAGAACCGAGCGCCGCCCUCCUUCCGGAGCUCGCGGAGGCGACGCCGCCGCCGGCCGCGGGGCCGCGGCUGCGAGGGUAGCGGGGCCGGAGUCGGCACCGAGGCGCCGCGAGGCGGGCGGAGCAGGGGAGGAGCAGGCAUCCUUCGCGGCGCGGCGGGCGGCGGCCCUGCUGCCCGGCGCGCCCAUGGCCUGGGAGCUCGGAGAAUGCGAGCUGCACCGCGCACCGGCCGCAGCCUCCCCUCGCGUGGCGCGAUCGGCGCCCCCCAGAGCUGCUCGCGUCGCCGCCGCGCCCCAGCCGCGGGCGCCCGGCUGCUGGCUGCGCUAGGACCGACAGCCGCCGGCCGCCCAGGGGUGGUGGCCAGGGAGGAGCGCGAGCGACAGGGCCCGGGAGACGGGCGCCGGCCCGGGCGCAGCGCGGCAUGCAGCUGCGGGCUCCCGCGUGAGGGUGUCGGCCCGGGGCCCCGCCAUGGCUGGGAAGGACAGUGGCAACCUGAAGACGGUGAGGCUGUGGCGGGACGCCGCCCUGCGCGCCAGGAAGCUGCGGAGCAACCUGCGCCAGCUCACCCUCAGUGCCGCGGGAGGCUGCCCGGGGGCCGGAGCCGACCCGCUGGAGUCCCCCGAUUCCCCCCAGCUCGUGCUGCCGGCCAACAUCGGGGACAUUGAGGUGCUGAAUCUGGGGAACAACGGCCUGGAGGAGGUGCCUGACGGGCUGGGGUCGGCCUUGGGCAGUCUGCGCGUCCUGGUCCUGCGUAGAAACCGCUUCGCCCGACUGCCCCCUGCGGUGGCCGAGCUCGGCCACCACCUCACUGAGCUGGACGUGAGCCACAACCGGCUGACCGCCCUGGGCGCAGAGGUGGUGAGCGCCCUAAGGGAGCUGCGCAAGCUCAACCUCAGCCACAACCAGCUGUCCGCCCUGCCCACCCAGCUGGGCGCCCUCGCCCACCUGGAGGAGCUGGAUGUCAGCUUCAACCGGCUGGCGCACCUGCCGGACUCCCUCUCCUGCCUCCAUCGCUUGCGUACCCUCGACGUGGACCACAAUCAGCUCAUUGCCUUUCCCCGGCAGCUGCUGCAGCUGGCGGCCCUGGAGGAGCUGGACGUAUCCAGCAACCGGCUGCGAGGCCUACCUGAAGAUAUCAGUGCCCUGCGUGCCCUCAAGAUUCUCUGGUUGAGUGGAGCCGAGCUUGGAACUCUGCCCAACGGCUUCUGCGAGCUGGCCAGCUUGGAGAGUCUCAUGCUAGACAAUAACGGGCUGCAGGCUCUGCCUGCCCAGUUCAGCCGCCUGCAAAGGCUCAAAAUGCUUAACCUCUCUUCCAACCUCUUUGAGGAGUUCCCUGCUGCGCUGCUGCCCCUGGCUGGUCUGGAGGAACUCUACCUUAGUCGCAACCAGCUCACCUCAGUGCCAUCCCUUAUCUCUGGGCUGGGCCGGCUUCUCACCCUGUGGCUGGAUAAUAACCGUAUCCGCUACCUGCCAGACUCCAUUGUGGAGCUGACCGGCUUGGAGGAGCUGGUGCUUCAAGGGAACCAGAUUGCAGUACUGCCUGACAACUUUGGCCAGCUGUCUCGAGUGGGCCUGUGGAAGAUCAAGGACAACCCACUGAUCCAGCCCCCCUACGAGGUCUGCAUGAAGGGGAUCCCCUACAUUGCAGCCUACCAGAAGGAGCUGGCUCAUUCCCAGCCCGCUGUGCAGCCCCGCCUCAAGCUUCUCUUGAUGGGCCACAAGGCUGCUGGAAAGACCUUGCUCCGUCACUGUCUCACGGAGGAGACAAUGGAGGGCAGCCAAGGAGGAGGGGACAAAGAGAAGAGCUACCCACCUUCUCCUCCCCCUGGGAGCAAGGGCAUCGAGGUGACAAGCUGGACAGCGGAUGCCUCCCUCGGCCUGCGGUUCAUUGUGUAUGACUUAGCUGGGGAUGAAAGCUAUGAGGUGAUCCAGCCCUUCUUCCUGUCCCCAGGGGCCCUGUAUGUGCUGGUGGUCAAUUUGGCCACCUAUGAACCACGCUGCUUUCCCACCACAGUGGGCUCCUUCUUGCAUCGGGUGGGGGCCCGUGUGCCUCAUGCCGUGGUGUGCAUUGUGGGCACUCACGCGGACCUGUGCGGGGAGCGGGAGCUGGAGGAGAAGUGUCUGGACAUUCACCGCCAGAUCGCCCUGCAGGAGAAGCAUGAUGCAGAGGGCCUCAGCCAUCUAGCUCAGGUGGUGGAUGAGGCCCUGGCCCAGGACUUUGAACUGCGCUCUGCCAGCCCCCAUGCAGCCUACUAUGGGGUUUCGGACAAGAACCUGCGGAGGUCCAAGGCCCAUUUUCAAUACCUGCUCAACCACCGUCUGCAGAUCCUCUCCCCGGUGUUGCCUGUUAGCUGCAGGGACCCUCGCCAAUUGCAACGCCUUCGGGACAAGCUGCUCUCGGUAGCUGAGCACCGAGAAAUCUUCCCCAACUUGCAUAGAGUCCUGCCGAGAUCCUGGCAGGUGCUGGAGGAGCUGCACUUCCAGCCACCUCAGGCCCAGCGCCUUUGGCUGAGCUGGUGGGACUCGGCUCGCCUGGGCCUGCAGGCAGGUCUGACUGAGGACCGGCUGCAGAGUGCCCUUUCUUACCUGCAUGAAAGCGGCAAGCUGCUCUACUUUGAGGAUAGCCCCGCCCUCAAGGAGCAUGUCUUCCACAACCUCACCCGCCUCAUCGACAUCCUCAAUGUCUUUUUCCAGAGGGAUGCCUCCUUGCUGCUGCAUAAACUGCUCCUGGGGACCAGUGGAGAGAGUGAGGGCGAGGGAGAUAGCUCCCCAGUGAUGGCGCUGCCUAGCCCGGGCCAGGACCUGCUCCGGGCCACCCAGCUCCAUCAUUAUGUGGAAGGCUUUCUGCUGCAUGGACUCCUGCCAGCCCAUGUCAUUCGAUUGCUGCUUAAGCCUCAUGUCCAAGCCCAGCAGGACUUGCAGCUGCUGCUGGAGCUGCUGGAGAAGAUGGGACUCUGUUACUGCCUCAAUAAACCCAAGGGCAAGCCUUUGAAUGGGUCCACAGCUUGGUACAAGUUCCCAUGCUAUGUGCAGAAUGAGGUGCCCCAUGCAGAGGCCUGGAUUAAUGGGACCAACCUAGCCGGGCAGUCUUUCGUGGCUGAGCAAUUGCAGAUCGAGUAUAGUUUUCCUUUUACCUUUCCACCUGGGUUGUUUGCACGCUACAGUGUCCAGAUCAACAGCCAUGUGGUGCACAGGUCGGAUGGUAAAUUUCAGAUCUUUGCAUACAGAGGGAAGGUUCCUGUGGUGGUGAGUUACAGACCUGCCAAGGGGGUCCUGCAGCCAGACACCCUGUCCAUUGCCAGCCAUGCAUCAUUACCAAAUAUAUGGACCGCAUGGCAAGCCAUCACCCCUUUGGUGGAGGAACUGAAUGUCCUACUUCAGGAAUGGCCUGGACUGCACUACACCGUGCACAUCCUCUGUUCUAAGUGCCUUAAGAGAGGGUCGCCCAAUCCACACGCUUUCCCAGGGGAGCUGCUGAGCCAGCCUAGGCCAGAAGGAGUGGCAGAGAUCAUCUGCCCCAAAAAUGGCAGCGAGAGAGUGAACGUGGCCUUGGUUUACCCACCUACGCCGACUGUGAUCAGCCCCUGUUCCAAGAAGAACGUUGGUGAAAAGCACAGAAACCAGUGACUUUUGUGGCCGUGGAAUUUCCGUGGAGAAAAUAGAACAUGGGAACUCACCUGGACCAUCGUCUGUACCUAGCGAGCCCUCCCCACCCCCAAGUGCGUUCUGUGGUCUGGAGCGAAGCGUGUUCAUGGUGCUUUCAGAGACCAAUGGCGAGGUGUGGAGGGGUGGGGGAAGGUUGGGAGAGAACAUGGAGCAAAUAUUUCACCACCUGAACCUCAGAUCUGUGAUUCUCCAAGGAGAGCGCUACUUGAAGAAAAGAAAAAAAAGUCGAAUGGCUUCUCAGGGAUUUUGUUUUCUGUGCACACAUAAGCCAUAGUUACAGUCCAGGUGGCAGUGUUUAGAUCACUCGGAUUUCAGUUCUGUUCAAUGUGAAAGGGAUCGACUGACGUUCAUUGCUGUUCCGUAACUAGUGUAAAAUAUGUAUAUGUUUAUCUUUAUUUUUAUAAUAUGCAAAUACAUUUAAAUUUAUACAGUUUGAAGCUUCUAGCAUUAGUUAACACUGGGUGCAAUAUUUUGCAUGAGAACUGUGCCAAGAUGGGACUGAUUUCUUAUUUUAGUGUAAGACUUUUUUGUUCUUUCUUUUUUUUUUAAAUCCACCUUCUCAGAUUAAAAA